Messenger RNA from Ceratotherium simum simum (southern white rhinoceros), 1902 nucleotides. RefSeq names its product serine/threonine kinase receptor associated protein (gene STRAP). Gene Ontology annotation, cellular component: SMN complex. Gene Ontology annotation, molecular function: protein binding; RNA binding. Lineage: Eukaryota; Metazoa; Chordata; Mammalia; Perissodactyla; Rhinocerotidae. Gene Ontology annotation, biological process: spliceosomal snRNP assembly. The record is from RefSeq and is a predicted model, not a curated record.
ACUUCCGGCGGACGCCCAACGUCACUGGUUUCGUCACUUCCUGCCAGUACCGGUGUGGACAGUGCGGAUCGUGGCCGCUGGCUCUCCGGUUCCCUGCCUCCCCUGCUUUCCUCCCUCCCUCCCUUUCCUUCCCUCGGCGGCUGUCGGUCGCCCGUCGCAGCCUCCCUGACCCAUCCCUAACCCUUUCCGGACCUCGGUGCCGCCGGAUUGGCCUCCUUUUCCUGUUUCCCGGCCCACUUGGGUGUCAGGGCGGGGGCCUUGAGGAGCCAGGGCCUCUGCAGCUGAGGAGAGAAAAGACGAGACGACCCUCGGCUCCGCAGCCGGAUCGCUCGGUUGGCCGCCGCCAUGGCGAUGAGGCAGACUCCGCUCACCUGCUCGGGCCACACGCGGCCUGUGGUCGAUCUGGCCUUCAGUGGCAUCACGCCUUAUGGCUAUUUCUUAAUCAGCGCUUGCAAAGAUGGUAAACCCAUGCUGCGCCAGGGAGACACAGGAGACUGGAUUGGAACAUUUUUGGGUCAUAAAGGUGCUGUUUGGGGUGCAACCUUGAAUAAAGAUGCCACCAAAGCAGCCACAGCAGCUGCCGAUUUCACAGCCAAAGUGUGGGAUGCUGUCUCGGGAGAUGAAUUGAUGACCCUGGCUCAUAAACACAUCGUCAAGACUGUGGAUUUUACACAGGAUAGUAAUUACUUGUUAACUGGGGGACAGGAUAAACUGUUACGCAUCUAUGAUUUGAACAAACCUGAAGCAGAACCUAAGGAAAUCAGUGGUCAUACCUCUGGUAUUAAAAAGGCUCUAUGGUGCAGUGAGGAUAAACAGAUUCUUUCAGCUGAUGAUAAAACUGUUCGCCUUUGGGAUCAUGCUACUAUGACAGAAGUGAAAUCUCUAAAUUUUAAUAUGUCUGUUAGCAGUAUGGAAUAUAUUCCUGAAGGAGAGAUCUUGGUAAUAACUUAUGGACGAUCCAUUGCUUUUCAUAGUGCAGUAAGUUUGGACCCAAUUAAAUCCUUUGAAGCUCCAGCAACCAUCAAUUCUGCAUCUCUUCAUCCUGAGAAAGAAUUUCUUGUUGCAGGUGGUGAAGAUUUUAAACUUUAUAAGUAUGAUUAUAAUAGUGGAGAAGAAUUAGAAUCCUACAAAGGACACUUUGGUCCUAUUCACUGUGUGAGAUUUAGUCCUGAUGGAGAACUCUAUGCCAGUGGUUCUGAAGAUGGAACAUUGAGACUGUGGCAAACUGUGGUAGGAAAAACAUACGGCCUUUGGAAAUGUGUGCUUCCUGAAGAAGACAGUGGUGAGCUGGCAAAGCCAAAGAUCAAUUUUCCAGAGACAACGGAAGAGGAGCUAGAAGAAAUUGCUUCAGAGAAUUCAGAUUCCAUCUAUAGUUCAACUCCUGAAGUUAAGGCCUGAGCCUCAGGCAUAUGCCACAGAUAGUAUACAACAUGUGGACUGAAACAAGCAAGCAGAGAAAAGCAUCAGCCUUCCAGAGUUACUCUGUACUUAAGGCAAACAUGAGCAGUAAAUAAUGAGGAAUAUGAACUAGCUCCAGUGCUGGAACUAACUAACUUGGUGUUACCUGUAAGUGAAAACACAAGCGUAUCAGAUGAAGGCAGGUGGAGUUAUGCUCUUGUAGUACGAUGGCCUGUUGUCAUCUUAAUGAAUAUGUGCAAGCCAACAUCCAAUUUCUCUUAUUACAAUUAGAUUUCUUGUAGGUGUUUAUGUUAUUAUGGAGAAGAAAAAUAUAUUGGCCUAUUUUUCUGACUUUUCCCUUAAAGCAGAAAGCCUUUUUUUGCUUUAGUUGUAAAGAAGAGGGAAUACAUGAUAAAGUAACUGGUUUGAUUUCUCUUUCAUUGUACACUGCUUCUGAACAUCUAAUUGUUUUUAGUUGUCUAAAUAAAAUGCCUCUAAAACAAA